UGCGCCCCGAGGCUGCAGCCCCGCAGCCGCAGGAGCAGGUGCCGAGCAGAUAGCGUGGCGCCAAACCAGUGCCGUCCAACUGAACCAGUGGACAGGAGGCACCCCCUGCAACGGGCUGCACUCGACUACUCGAGGGGAGGACCCCGUCUGGCCGUCUCCAGUUAAACCAGUCGCCUCAUCCUCUAUCCCGAUCUCUUCUUUUGUCGCCUCCGUGCGUGCCCCGGGGGCCUUCGCGCGCAACGAUCAGCUCAGUCCGGCUGAUGCGCAUGCUGCCAACACCCCUCCGCCAAUCGUGAAACACGACCCGUCGUCGGGUGGUUUGCUUGUUUGGUCGUCGUCGCCGAUCCUCGCGGACGCUCAUGGUCAUGGCGCCUCAGCCUUUGCGCGCUCUGAGGCCGAGCGCCCCCGCCGCAGGCCACGCGGCGUGCAGGUGCUCGGCGGCCGCGCCGCUCUUCGGGAAGCGGGCGCCCCUCGUCGUAGCGUUCCCCCGCGCCGGUAGCGGCGGCGGCGCCGUCGUCGUCUCGUGCUCGGCCGUGCAGGAGUCGUCCACCUCCACCACCGUUAGCAAGAAGAAGGAUGCUGCGGACGGUGCCAAGGAGGCCACAGCAGCGGCGGCGAAGCCGGCCGCGGCUGCCAAGCCAAAGAAGGCCGCAGCACUGCCGCUGCCGGAGAUGAUGCAGCAGGAGAUCAUCCCACCGCUGAAGGCCGCCUUGGAGGCGGAGGAUGACGUGUCCCAGGUCGAGCUUGCGUUCCAAAACAACACGCUGGAGGGGUCCUUCAUAAAGAAUGACGUCCCUUAUUAUUUUUGGGCUUUCUUUCCAAAAGGAGAUCUCACAGGACCGAAGGGCUUUGCGCUAUCGUCUUACAGCAACGAAGUGAGCACCAUCGAGCCAUUCCUGAUCGACGAGAAGAGGAUAACGGCCAAGUACGUGGUGUUCUGGGUUUACAAGAGGCUGGCUGGGCAAGGCAUCCUUCCGGUCUGGAAGGAAGAGGAGGGGGAGGAGGAGGACGCGAAGUAGUAGGUUGCGCAGGCACAUACGCAUACACACAGGGUGCUGCUGUGAACAUACACACAUGUAACGCUGUAAAGUUAAUCUGCUAUCUAGUAAAGUUCAUCUGCUGUGAACAUACACAUGUAACAAAGAUACUUCAGUUUCAGCAGUUAAAAAACUUUCUUCCGCUGUGAGAUAAGAUCAGUCUUGUAAAUGUCAGGAGAGGUGCACAUUGUGGA
Messenger RNA from Sorghum bicolor (sorghum), 1231 nucleotides. RefSeq lists its product as uncharacterized. The transcript has 4 exons. Lineage: Eukaryota; Viridiplantae; Streptophyta; Magnoliopsida; Poales; Poaceae. The record is from RefSeq and is a predicted model, not a curated record. The coding region runs from base 360 to 1019 and encodes 219 amino acids.